AGCAGCUGCGCUGAGCUCACCUCCCUCCCCGCCCAUGGGCUGGCCGGCUGGGCUCCUCUCCCUCCCCCACUGUGGGAACGCGGCAGCAGCUAGCAGCUUUCCCGCAGCUCGCUUUACCCCUCCCAAGCAAGCGCCCGCCACUAGUCGCUAGAGAGAGAGAACAACCGCACUUAAUUACCACACACUUUCUCUCUCCGUCCCAUCGAUCCCUCUCCCAGCCCCAGCCUGCCUCCUCUUCCUCCGACGCGUCGCGCGGCGGAGAUCGAUCCGGCUCCAAGCGGGCGCGGUCAAUGCGAAGGCCAGAGGGAGGCAGAUGAAUCGCUUCCCGUCCCCUCCCGAUCGGCCGUGUCGUGCUAGCUAGCUGCCGAGUCAAAUUCACCCACAGCCAGAGGAGAGAGAAGGGGAGGGAGACAGACAGAUAGGGGCGUGGUAGAUAUAGAUAGGCUCAUCGGGGAUAGAUCCCCCGCCUCCUCUUCACUCUCCCCAGCAAGCAACCAAGCCAGCCUCCACCCCGCCUCCGCCGCGCGCGCCUGGACCGCGUCGUGUCGAAGCCGCCGCAACAGGGACGCCCGGGCCGCUCCAAAGGGAAGGCAUCCAAGCAGGACGAAGAGGAGGCCGCGUAGGCGGUAGAUAUGGAGUUCGCGAGCUCUUCCAGUAGGUUUUCCAAAGAGGAGGACGAGGAGGAAGAGCAGGAGCCGGAGGAGGAGGAGGAGGACGAGGAGGCGUCCCCGCGAGAGAUCCCCUUCAUGACAGCGGCUGCGGCGGCCAGCAGCACGGGAGGAGGGGCCGCCUCGUCGUCGUCCUCGCCCACCGCGGCGGCCUCCGCGUCCGCGUCGGGCUCGGCCGCCCUCCGCUCCAGCGACGGCGCCGGGGCGUCCGGGAGCGGCGGCGGCGGCGACGACGUGGAGGUGAUCGAGAAGGAACACAUGUUCGACAAGGUGGUGACGCCCAGCGACGUGGGGAAGCUCAACCGGCUGGUGAUCCCGAAGCAGCACGCGGAGAAGUACUUCCCGCUGGACGCCGCGGCCAACGAGAAGGGCCUCCUGCUCAGCUUCGAGGACCGCGCCGGCAAGCUCUGGCGCUUCCGCUACUCCUACUGGAACAGCAGCCAGAGCUACGUCAUGACCAAGGGCUGGAGCCGCUUCGUCAAGGAGAAGCGCCUCGACGCCGGGGACACCGUCUCCUUCUGCCGCGGCGCCGGCGACGCCGCGCGGGACCGCCUCUUCAUCGACUGGAAGCGCCGCGCCGAUUCCCGCGACCCGCACCGCAUGCCGCGCCUCCCGCUCCCCAUGGCGCCCGUCGCCUCGCCGUACGGCCCCUGGGGAGGCGGCGCGGGUGGCUUCUUCAUGCCGCCCGCGCCGCCCGCCACACUCUACGAGCACCACCGCUUCCGCCAGGGCCUCGACUUCCGCAACAUCAACGCCGCCGCGCCGGCCAGGCAGCUCCUCUUCUUCGGUUCUGCCGGCAUGCCCCCGCGGGCGUCCAUGCCGCCGCCGCCGCCGCCUCCACCUCUGCACAACAUUAUGAUGGUGCAGCCCAGCCCCGCGGUCACGUCGGGUCUGCCCAUGGUUCUCGACUCCGUACCGCUCGUCAACAGCCCGACGGCGGCCGCCAAGCGCGUGCGCCUCUUCGGAGUCAACCUCGACAACCCGCAACCGAGCACCGGCGAGUCAAGCCAAGACACCGACGCAUUGUCGCUGAGGAUGCCGGGAUGGCAGAGGCCGGGGCCGUUGAGGUUCCUCGAAACGCCUCAACACGGCGGCGCCGUUGCAGCUGGCGCCGAGUCCUCUGCAGCCUCGUCGCCGUCGUCAUCGUCCUCCUCCAAGAGAGAAGCGCACUCGUCACUGGAUCUCGAUCUGUGACCGGUCCCAGAUCGAUCAGGCCACCUCGAUCGAUUCGGAGCGUACAAAAGGAAAGUUGAACAAUUCUUCCUUCCGCCUGCUACCUUCUUCUUCAUCUUCUUCACCUUUUGGGAUUCCAUUAUAACUUAUGAUAGGAUUUAGCUUCUUAACAUUUUGUUUUCCAAUUUUUGUUUCGGCCAUUCAAAUUCUUGUGUUGGCUUGACAAUAUAUAGAGAGAAGUUAGUCGAAUUAAUCAAUUUUUAAUGCUUUCAUAUGGUUUCCAAAUCUGACUCAGUUUUUGCUUCGCCUCUA
Molecule: messenger RNA, 2153 nt
Organism: Setaria italica (foxtail millet)
Lineage: Eukaryota; Viridiplantae; Streptophyta; Magnoliopsida; Poales; Poaceae
Product: B3 domain-containing protein Os02g0683500
Exons: 1
Coding region: 633-1862 (409 amino acids)
Molecular function (GO): DNA-binding transcription factor activity; DNA binding
Source: RefSeq, a predicted model, not a curated record